AUGCGUAUCAUCAUCCGUGAGGAUAAGAUCGGUGCUCAGGUCGUCACCAAGUCCACGUUUGCUCUCAGCCUUCACAUGCGUAUCAUCAUCCGUCAGAAUAAGAUCGGUGCUCAAGUCGUCACCAAGUCCACGUUUGUUCUCAGCCUUCACAUGCGUAUCAUCAUCCGUCAGAAUAAGAUCGGUGCUCAAGUCGUCACCAAGCCCACGUUUGUUCUCAGCCUUCACAUGCGUAUCAUCAUCCGUGAGAAUAAGAUCGGUGCUCAAGUCAUCGCCCAAGCCGCGUCGUGCCUGGUAGAUUAUUAG
This is a messenger RNA of Colletotrichum truncatum, 303 nucleotides long. RefSeq lists its product as uncharacterized. The record is from RefSeq and is a predicted model, not a curated record. Lineage: Eukaryota; Fungi; Ascomycota; Sordariomycetes; Glomerellales; Glomerellaceae.